Messenger RNA from Jatropha curcas, 1511 nucleotides. RefSeq names its product ZRT/IRT-like protein 2 (gene ZIP2). Gene Ontology annotation, cellular component: membrane. NCBI's taxonomy places the organism in Eukaryota, Viridiplantae, Streptophyta, Magnoliopsida, Malpighiales, Euphorbiaceae. Gene Ontology annotation, molecular function: zinc ion transmembrane transporter activity. Gene Ontology annotation, biological process: zinc ion transmembrane transport. The record is from RefSeq and is a predicted model, not a curated record.
UGGCGUCGUGUACGAGAAAAUCACAUAUGCUGGGUAUUGGUAAGAAUUUUCCAAUAAAAUAAUGCUAGUUAAGGAUUUUAUUACAUCUGGCUUCUGACCGUCUAAACCCUAGGCAUUUUGAUGCCUUCAUGGGAUUGUAUCUUGUGUAGUACAACAUUACCACAAUCUUGGAAAGUCAACACUGUACUACAAAGAAGCAAAUUAUUGGAUAUAUAUGUGACAGUUUGUAUGCUUUUUAUAUCCCUCUUAGCAUAACUAAUGCAAACCCUUCCAAGCCAAGAAAGGAAACUCCAUGGCUCGUUCCCAGAAAACUCCCAAGUCAACCAUAUUCAUUAUUUCUCUUAUAUUUCUUCAAUUCUCCUUGAUCAACGGCCAUGGAGGUGAUGAUCAUGAAGAUGGUAGUGACAAUGGGGAAACAGAUUUGCAUGACAAAGGGUUAAUCUUGGUGAAAAUUUGGUGCUUAAUAAUUCUCUUUGUAAGCACUUUUGUUGGUGGUGUCUCCCCAUAUUUUUAUAGAUGGAAUGAGAAUUUCCUUCUUUUGGGUACUCAAUUUGCAGGUGGGGUUUUUCUUGGAACUUCACUUAUGCAUUUCUUGAGUGAUUCUAAUGAGACUUUUGGAAGUCUUACGACCAAAGAAUACCCUUUUGCUUUCAUGUUAGCCUCUUCUGGGUAUCUCUUGACUAUGUUGGGUGAUUGUAUAGUGAUCUUGGUUACAAAGCGUAGUGAUAGCCAUAGAGAAUCUAGAGUAGUUCAAGUUGAAGAAGGAAUAGCAAGUGAUAAUAAAGAAGCAACUGAAGUUCAUGAGCUUAACCCAGUUUUCUUGAAGACCACUUCUAUUGGUGACACAAUAUUACUAAUUCUUGCUUUGUGUUUUCAUUCAGUUUUUGAAGGUAUUGCCGUUGGAGUUGCAGAUACUAAGACAGAUGCAUGGAGAAAUCUUUGGACAAUAUCAUUGCACAAAAUUUUUGCUGCCAUAGGAAUGGGAAUUGCACUUCUUAGGAUGCUUCCUAAGCGACCAUUAACAUUAACAAUGGCAUACUCUUUUGCCUUUGCUAUUUCAAGUCCCAUUGGAGUAGGGAUAGGUAUUGCUAUUGAUGCUACAACUCAAGGCCCAGUUGCUGAUUGGAUUUAUGCUAUUUCUAUGGGACUUGCUUGUGGGAUUUUUAUUUAUGUUGCUAUCAACCAUCUUAUAGCUAAAGGUUUCAAACCACAAGCUAAUUUGUUCUUUGACACUCCAUUCUUCAAGUUUCUUGCUGUUCUUCUUGGUGUGGGAGUUAUUGCUGUUGUUAUGAUUUGGGAUUAACUAUUUCUUAAGUUGUCUUGUGUUUAUUAUAUGUUACAUAGAUUGUAUGGCAAGAGGGGGAUUAUUUUUAAUGAAAGCAUCUCUAAUGCUAAUAUGGAUUGUAGCUUAUGUAUUAUAUAAAAUAGAAGAUGUGAAGGUGGAGUCGCUGCAUGUGUACUUAUAGACGUUAAAUUUUAAAAAUCUCUCUCCAAUGCAUUACUUUCAGAUC